Hydractinia symbiolongicarpus is the source of this 1059-nucleotide messenger RNA. RefSeq lists its product as uncharacterized. The record is from RefSeq and is a predicted model, not a curated record. The transcript is spliced from 8 exons. The coding region runs from base 77 to 952 and encodes 291 amino acids. NCBI's taxonomy places the organism in Eukaryota, Metazoa, Cnidaria, Hydrozoa, Anthoathecata, Hydractiniidae.
UUUUGAAGGCUUAUAAAAACGGUUGCAUGUUCACAUCAGAUAGCAUUGUUGUAAGGAAGAAUUCUGAAUAGACGAAAUGUUACGUGUGGGUAUUGCGUUAUUCCUGUUUCUUGGUUUGGCUACUGCUGCGUUUCACGAUGACAUGAAAGCGCUGGAGAAAGAAUUGGAAUCGCUUCAUUUAAAAAGAGCGUCGAAAAAAUCCAUAAAUGAUAUGACAACAGAAGAGCUAAUCAAUGAACUGAAGAGAGAAGUGAACAAAAUUGGCACAAGUCAUCAUGCAACUUUCAGAUCAAAAUUUGAUGAUAUUCUCACCAAGAAAUCUGAUGAAGAGAUAAUGUGGGAAAACACACUUUCAUCCAUGCAAGCUGAGGAAAACUAUAAGCGAGAAGAUGAUGUAUGUCUUGAUCUCAGAAAUGAUUGCAAUGAGCUGAAACCAUACUGCGAGUCUCAUAAAGCAAAGCUGGCGGACUCAUGUAAGCGAACGUGCGGUUGGUGUCCGAAGACAUGCAAAGACAAAUAUGAGUCUUGCAAAACUUUUGCAUCAAGUGGUCAGUGUCAGAAACAAACAGAACGUAUGUCCGAAAUUUGCCCGAAAGCUUGCGGUUUUUGUAGAGUACCGGCACCGUCUAAGUGUUCACAGUCACAGUAUGGUUGUUGUUGGAACAAAGAAACCAGUAAACAGGACAAGGAAGGUUCGAACUGUCCAGCAUGCAAAGAUCAAUACAAAUAUGUGUGCAACACGUUUGAUGUCGACUGCGGAUCCUUCCUUUCUGCGGGUGACUUUAUGAGGAGAUAUUGUCCAAACACGUGCAAUAUUUGCAGCAACACAGCAUGCACAGAUGCACCUACAAAAGCUUUCUACUGCCCCUUGUGGAAGAAGCAGCUGGAUUGGUGUACCACAAAGAAAGACGUCAUGACACAAUACUGUCCCAAAACAUGUGGUUAUUGCUGAGUGUAAACACACAAAAAAAUUGUUUGUUUGUUUGUUAUAUUGUAAGAACGUGUUUGUAUUUUUGAAAGUUUAGAAGAUACUUAAUAUUUCGAGUCGAUGCUCUGUUA